AUGGCUCUAAGAAAUAAAUCUGUAGAAAAAGACAGUGAUGACAAGAAUCGGAGAAGUUGCUCUGAAAAAGUUAGCAGAGGAAAUACAACUUGUAGCCAACAAAGUACAGUUGUAAAACUACCAGUAAUAGCACCAUUUGCAGGUACCACUAAAAAAAUUGUAAUGGCAAAGCGCCCAGCGCCGCCCCAGAAGCCAAGAUACAGUAAGUCUGGUUUCCAUGUUAGUAGCUCCUCUACCUUAGUAGAAAAGACAAAACCUGUUAGUAAAGUACAGGAGGGAGUGCAUAUGUUACAGAUGUAUCAACAGCAUUUAAAAGGAGAUAGAACUGAUGAACCAGGCACUGUGAUAAAAGAUAGUGAUGAAUUAAGGUCUACAGAUUCUGAUACAAGUAAAAGCAUUUCAAGAAAGGGAAAAAUAACUGGGGAAAGUUGUAAGAAGAGGAGCAGAAUUAUUUCAAAAGCAAAGCAACAAGAUUUAGAUGUUGAAUUGGGAGGAGUGCUGAGAAAAGGAAGCAAGGAGCCAAGUGUGAGGUCUGCUCAAGAACAGUUGGAAGAGGCAAGAUAUGUGACUAGACCAGACACUUUAAAAAUAUAUGAGAAGAACUUCCAGCAGAGCAAACCUGAAGAGCCUACUUCCACACCGGCACCGCCUGUGAAAGUGGUUGCAAGGUCUACUGAUGAAGUAAUUGCUUCCCCACAGUCUACUUCUCCAUCCCCCUCAGACCAGACGAUCAAAGAACUCCUGGAGAGUGUUCUUGGCCAGAACUACAACAUAAAAAUGGAAGAUCCAUCCUCCGAUGUGCUACAGGUGGAAGGAAAAGCAAUACAAAAAAUUAAAGCAGAUGAAGUUCAGAAAGAGCAACAAGAGGAACAUGACUUGCAACAAUCUUUGGCUUGUCAGGCUUCAAAUCCCAAAAUUUGUUAUGAAGGCAUUCCCAUUUCAGAGCAACUCCAGAAUAAUCAGACAGAUGGGAUUCAGUUUCUUCCACCUCAUAUAUCAAGAAGUCCUGCUGAAUGCCAGAAAGCAGCUGAAUAUUGUGUUAAAAAGCCACAACUGCAACUGUUAGGAGAGAAAGUUUCCAUGUAUCCAGAAGCUUUAAAAAUGUUUUUCGCUCCAGCCCCACCAAAAUUCUCUGCUCCGAUUUCUUCUUUAAAAGAAAUAUUAUUUCCUACAUAUGAGAGCAAUGCUUUUGAAGGUGUUCUAUUUGAAGACUUUUUCACUGAUCAUGAAGAGUUAGAAGAUGAAGAAGAUGAUAGUUUCUAUGAUUAUGGACUGGCAAAAAGUUUACUAAGAACAAGAUGCCAAUCCUUGCCUGAUUUUUGUGAGAGGCAGAGCUCAGAGGCGGUAUCGAUUAAAAGAUCGGCCUCAGCUCUGGAAUUGACUACUUUCAAACAUAAAACUAAAUUAAAUAUUUCAGCUGAUUUCAAGACCAGUAUGAAAGAGUUGCAGGUGAUGAAGCAACGGAUGGCUGAGGCAGAGAUCAGGAAGAGCUCCCCUACCAAGCAUCUAUUGAAUCAGAUCUGUGAUGAUCCUCAGUCAAUGCAGACAGACAUACCAGUAGAAAAAAUGCCCACUUUGAUGGGACAAGAGGAUAAUGAGAAUGACAUUGUUCUCGUGGAGCAAACUCAAAAGCCUGGGAUUAAAUGCACUGUUUUCCAAAGAAGAAAGACAACAAAGAAAUCAAAGAAAAGAAUAAACCCUAGAAAAUUAGAAGCAGUGAUGAAGACAUUAAGUCAACCUCCAAAGAUUCUUAAAAGGUCUGUGUCUCUGGGAAGACUUCCUAUUCAUGAUAAAUUCAGUAUCAAGGUAUCUUCAGCAAUCAAACAAUACCAAAGCCCCAGCAUCCCUUGUUUGCUAGAUUUUGCCAGGUUUGCAAAAGUGAGGGGUGGAAUUCCAAAAGGAACUUCUGCUCGUGUGUGGGUCAGUGGAAUAUGGAACUGCUGGCUUGAAGAAACUUUACCUUAUAAAUCUGCUUCUGAGGAUAAGGAUGCUGAAUUACUAACAGGAACUGAGACGGUGCAAGAACCAAAUCUACAAAUAGAAUUGCUUGACUCUAUACAGCCUGUUCUUCCUGAAGAUGCAAGAGUUAGUAUUGAAGAUUUAGAAAAAGAAGUAAGACAACUGACUGAGCUAAUAGAGGAGCAUCCUUCAGCUUUUCACUACUGCAGGCGUGGAGCAAUACAAAGAAAGUUAGGCAAGUUAAAGUCAGCUAUGGAUGACUUGGAAAAAGCUAUAAGCUUAGAACCACAACUACUUAAUGCUUACUGGCAUAGACAUUUGAUUUACCUAUUUCAAGAGAGAAUUUCUGAUGCUCUAGAUGACCUGAAUUUUAUAGUUAAAUGGAGCAAAAACAAAGUAGAUACUUACCUGUCGUUGGCUGAAAUUUACAGAAAACAGGGUAAAAAUAGAUUGGCAAUCAUCAAUUAUAGCUCUGCAAUACAAUGCAGCCCUACUGAUGAUGACAUUUAUUUUAAGAGAGCCGAGUUGUAUUUUGAGGAAAAUGAAUUGUUAUUGGCCAUGAAGGAUUAUACCAAGUGUUUUCACUAUAACCCAAAAAGAACAGAUGCGCUUAUGAAACAUGGAAUACAUUUAUUUAACUAUUCAGCUCUGACUACAGCUAUUCAGGAAUUUACAGCUGUGAUCAAGGAAGACCCCAACAAUGCUCAGGCGAGGCUGUAUCGAGGAAGAGCGUAUGCAAAGCAGCAGCAGUACAGGAAUGCAAUACAAGAUUUAGCAGCAGCAAUUCAUCUGGAUCCUUCUUGUUGGUUAGCAUUCUACUAUAGAGGCUGCAUACUACGACAGGUUGAUCCAAAAAGAGCUGUGCAGGACUUCAGUGUUUCUGUACUCAUCAAUGACACUUGGGAAAAUUUCCGUUCUUUUCUUCAUCGUGGGAUUGUUUACUCAGAACAGUGUCAAUGGUCACUUGCAAUCUGUGACUUUCAAAGUGUUCUAGCUUUGGACAGCUCUGUCUUCUUUGCUUACCUAACCAUUGGUUUGAUACUGCUGUUGCAUCUUGAUCAGUACUACGAAGCUAUUCGACAAUUCAGUAAUGCCAUUCAAACUGAUCCUCUCAAUGUUCGAGCCUACGUGUGCAGAGCACAAGCCUAUCAUAAGAUUCAUGAUUUAUCAAAUGCUGUGAAGGAUAUAAAUCGAGCCAUUCAUCUUUACCCAAAUAAAUCAAAACUUUGCUUGUUAAGGGGACAGUAUUUAAUGGAGUUGAAGAAAUAUGAGCUGGCAAGUUUAUGUAUUCACCAACUUGCAGAAAUGGAUGAAGGUAGCAUCAAUUUGCCAUCAGUUUUCCUAGAAAGUUGUGAAGCAUGGCAACAGUCUCCCGCUCAGCAAGCACACAUUCAGUCAUUUUGUCAAAAACAAGAUAAGGCCAUCGACUGCUUACUGGAAGCUAUUGCAGCAAAGCCUGACCCUUCAAUGUUUGUUAUUUUAGGAAAAAUACAAAUGAAAGACAAGAAAAUUAAGGAUGCUGUGAGAAGUUUUAAAAAAGCUAUGAAGCUCCUGAUGACUUCAGCAAAAAAUAUGCCUAAAACAUUUGAGGCUGCAGAAAUGUAUUAUCUCACAGGCCUGUGCUAUAUGGAGCAAAAAAAUCUAUUACGGGCCAGUGAUGCUUUUAGUAUGGCUAUCAGACUACAUUCAAAUUACCCUGAUGCUUUUUAUCAGCGAGGGCUGUGUAGAAUGCAUCUCAGAAAAGCCAACUGCAUCCAAGAUUUCAAUCGAGCACUUGCCCUUUGUCCGUCACAUUUCCAGGCAUAUAUGAGUCGUGCUGCUUACUAUGGGAGUAAAGGUAGAUACUCUAAGGCAAUUCUGAAUUGCAAUGAGGCAAUCAAAAUUCUUCCUGACAGUGUGCAAGCUUAUUUUUACCGAGGAACUUUAAAGUAUCAAAAUAAGACAUUUAAAGCUGCAAUUGAAGAUCUUUCAAAAACUAUCAACCUCAACAAGACCUGCAUUUUUGCAUAUUAUAACAGAGCUACCUGUUACCAGGAAAUAAAGGACUUCAAAAAGGCUUUGAAAGAUUAUGGAAUUCUUCUUCUGCUUGAGCUGAGUAAGGAAAUAUCUUUUAAAGUGUUAAUUAAUCGUGGACUGGUCUACGUGGCACUUGAAGAUUAUGCUAAUGCAUGUGAGGAUUUUAAAGAAGCAAUGUUGCUUAGUCCAGAUGAUAGCCAAAUCUUUCAAGCUAUUGGAGUCUGCUGCUAUAAACUUCAUGAAUUUGAAGAAGCUGUAAGAUCAUUUGACAAGGUUCUCAAACUAGAUCCUCUUUCUGUGGAUGCCUAUGUUGCACGAGGAAAGUUGUACAUGGAAAGUGGCCAUGAAGCUGGUUGUAAACAAGCACAGAAAGAUUUCUCAAGAACAAUUCACCUGAAUCCAUUGUGUAUAGAAGCCAGAAUUUGCUUAGGAUACAACUUGGAGGCUGUUGGAAAACUUCAGAAAGCUUGGAGCCAGUUUACAGUUGCCAUUUGCAUUGACCCAAAAUGCAGUGCUGCAUAUGAUGGACGAGCUUCUGUCUGUCUUCAAAUGGGUGAAGCUUUUGCUGCAUUUCAAGAUACAAAUGCUGCAUUAAAGCUCACUACCACUGCUCUGCGGCUAACAAAUCGGGGUGUUAUCAAUCAGGUAAUGGGAUAUCCAUCCUGUGCCAUGAAGGACUAUCAACAAGCAAUUUCUGUUGACCCCAACUAUGCAUUAGCCUAUUUAAAUGCAGCAAAUCUGUACUUCUGUAAUCGGCAGUUUUCGCAAGCUCAUUGCUAUUAUUCCAAGGUAUUACAACUUGACCCAAGAAAUGAAUCUGCUAUUAUGAAUCGUGCCAUUACAAAUACUUUACUAAACAAUAUUGAAGAAGCAAAAGAAGACUUUGAGAAGGCAAUUUGUCUUUGCCCAUUCUCUGCAGAAGUGUAUUUUAACAGGGCCAACUUCUAUAAUGGAUUAAAGCAAUAUAAACUAGCUGAGAAAGACAUUUCAACAGCAUUGUCAAUUCAGCCUAACAAUGCCUUGAUGUAUAAAUUUAGAGCUGAUAUUCGUGGUAAAUUGGGUUUCAAUAAAGAGGCUGUAGAAGACUACAGACAAGCAAUCAGCAUUCAAGAUCAAACUCAUUCAAUGUGA
Calypte anna (Anna's hummingbird) is the source of this 5106-nucleotide messenger RNA. RefSeq names its product tetratricopeptide repeat domain 6 (gene TTC6). Gene Ontology annotation, molecular function: protein binding. The record is from RefSeq and is a predicted model, not a curated record. The transcript has 28 exons. Bases 1 to 5106 code for a protein of 1701 amino acids. Lineage: Eukaryota; Metazoa; Chordata; Aves; Apodiformes; Trochilidae.